UCGUAUUAGGAGCGUGUAUAUAGUUAGGAAUCCACUGUAAACCGAUUUGCGCUUAAACUCGGGUUUUAUCUACACUAAGUACCGAGGCUUAACUCGGCAUUGUGUUUGACUAAGUGAACAAAUAGAUGGAGUGAUAUAUAUUGACUUUUCAUUGUGCCAACAAUAUCUCUUCUACGGGCGCUUACUACUGUUUAAGCGUUUUCUUUUUUUAUCAUAACAAAGGGACCAAAGUAGAUGUGGCCAAAUACACUAACAGCCGGAUGCAACCCAGAAAGCGAACUAUCAUUUCCGGGUUUUGGAAGCGGUUGCGGCGGAAGCGCUUCCAGUAUGGCCUACUUGAAGUCCGCCCCUUAUCCUGUUCCCGGAUUAGGACUACACGGAUUACCAGUGGAUUCCUUACAUUCGUCCAUGGCUGGCUAUCCAGGAGGUAACCAAAGAAAACAAAGAAGAGAAAGAACAACAUUUACCAGAGCCCAAUUAGAUAUAUUAGAAGCAUUAUUCGGUAAAACUCGUUAUCCAGAUAUAUUUAUGCGAGAAGAAGUGGCCUUGAAAAUUAAUUUACCAGAAUCCAGAGUUCAGGUUUGGUUCAAAAAUAGAAGAGCAAAAUGUCGCCAACAGCAAAAACAACACAACCAGCAGCAGAACACCGAUAAAAGUACGAGAUUAAAAUCAAAAACAGCCACCAACCUCAUAACCAAGUCGUCUCCGACGCCAGUAUCUGUUUCUAGCAAUAAUAACACUAGUACGAGCUCUUCUGGAAGUCCGUCUUCAGCACCACCAGCGCCACACCUUAGAGAUAGUCCGAACUAUGUUAAACCUCAACUUUUACCCACCUGCAGCAGCACCAGCUCUCCUACGAUUGCAAGUUCAACAUACACCAACCCAGCUAAUUCUAGUAUAUGGUCACCGGCGUCUAUAGAUUCGUUUCCAUUGGACCAGCAUAGAUGGUGUACUUCUUCGCAAACUUCUGUUUUGGGUACAACAAAUUCAUCAACGAAUUGUUAUAACAAUUACGCCUAUUAUUCUAAUAUGGAUUAUCUUAGUUCUACGUCUAUGAACCAUUCACAAUUCGCGGAAAAUAGUUUGGAGACAAGUUGGAGUAAAUCAAGAGACGAAUCUUCAUGGUUAUAUAACAGUACUUGGGAUAGAAAAUGAAAUACUCUAAAAGUUUGGAAGCUCGGCGAUUAUUAUUAAAACUUCAGAUCUCAAUUGCGGCGAUACUCAUUUUUUAAUUUAUUUUUAUUUACUUAUACAUAUAAGAAAAAAUUCAUGUGCAAUGCAAAAAAAUUCAUAUCAUAAAACAAAUAAUUUACUUGUAAAUAUGUCUAAAGAUUAUGUAUCAUAUAGUUGUAUAGUUUUUGACCAAUACAAUAAUUUUAUCGAAUUUAAAGGUAUGCUCCAAGGCUCUAUGUAAUAAUACUAGUCAAAUUCUAUGUGCCAAUAAGAGAAAAUCAACGAAAACUUGUUUAAAUUAAUUUAAUUUGUAGAAUAAAUAUUAUUAUGCUACAUUGUCAAAC
Psylliodes chrysocephalus is the source of this 1517-nucleotide messenger RNA. NCBI's taxonomy places the organism in Eukaryota, Metazoa, Arthropoda, Insecta, Coleoptera, Chrysomelidae. The record is from the annotation of a GenBank genome assembly.